AUGAAGUCGGUUAAGAAAAAUAGGCACAUGAAAAGGUCCAAGGCGCAGCCUUUUCCAGCCUUUAAAUCUUCUACUGCAAUCACGAAUCCGUACAGAGCUCCCCCGAAAGGACUGAAGGAAGGGCAAUACAGGAGCAAGGAGACGAUACGAAGAUUAAACAUGUACAAGGAGAAGCCGAACUUCGCGAAAAUGAAGAUUCAGCCCACAGAGCCGGCCAGAAUUAACCCAGACAGAAGGUGGUUUGGAAACACAAGGGUGUUAACUCAGGAACAAAUGGAAAAUUUUAGAAACGAGCUGGGAAACGUGAAAAAUGAUCCACGAACUCACAUCAUAAAGAGAAGCAAGCUGCCAAUGUCUCUACUCACAGAUUCGAACAUAAAGGUGGACAACUCGAAGAUUCUGACCCUGGAGUCGAUGGAGGAGACGUUUGGAAAGAAGAGCAGGAGGAAGAGGCCAAAGCUAAGUGUGUCAACGAUAGAGGAGUUGGUUAACGACGUAAACUCGAGAGUUUACGACAGCAACAAAGAUAAGUCACUGACGGUGAUAGGAGACCACGUAAGCGAGGAAACGCCGAACGUGAUAUUUAAGAAGGGGACGUCAAAGAGAAUAUGGGCAGAACUCUAUAAAGUUAUUGACUGUUCGGAUGUAGUGGUACAAGUAAUAGAUGCGAGAGAUCCGAUGGGAACAAGGUGUCUGAGACUGGAGAAUUAUAUAAGAAAACAUAAAAGCAGUAAGGUGCUGGUGCUGUUGAUGAACAAGUGUGACCUGGUGCCAUCAUGGGUAACGGCAGCAUGGAUCAAGCACCUAAACAGAGAUAUAACAACAGUGGCAUUCCACGCAUCAGUGACGAACCCGUUCGGGAAAAACACAUUCAUUCAACUGCUCAAGCAAUACUCACAGUUGUUUAAAGACAGGAAGCACUUCAGCGUAGGAUUCAUAGGGUACCCGAACGUAGGAAAGAGCUCAGUAAUAAACACACUAAAGGGGAACAAGAGCUGCAAAACAGCACCAAUACCAGGUGAAACGAGAAUAUGGCAGUACGUGUGCCUAACAAAAAGGAUACACCUGAUAGACUGCCCAGGAGUGACGCCAGUAGAGGGAGACGAAUCUGACAAGAUCCUUAAAGGAGCAAUAAGAGUGGAAAGAAUACCGGACCCGGAAAAUUAUAUAUACAAGGUGUUGAAAGUAUUACAAAAGGAAGCACUGGUACACAGAUACGGAGUGAAGGACUUCAACGAAGAAAAUUUCCUGGAACUGGUGGCAGCGAAAUUUGGGAAGUACAAAAAGGGGAAGAUACCAGACGUGUCAAUAGCAGCGAGAAUAGGUGAGCGUGGAUGUGAAUGUGUAAAUAAACACGUUUUAGUCCUCUAUGACUUUCAAAGAGGAAGGCUGCCCUUUUAUACUGAGCCACCAAAGGAAGAAAGUAAAGUAGAUCCAAGCGAGGAGAUAAGAAAGCACCUGGAGGAGAUAGACAGUUACGAGUUCCCAAAGACAGCAGAAAUCGAAGAAGAAGACGUUGAAAACAUAUGUAACCUCAAGGAAACGGAAGAAGAAGGAGAAAACAAGGAGGAAAAGGAGGAAGAAAGUAGUGAAUCGCAGUUAGAAUCUUACCCACAUAACACACUCUCCCAAAUCCCCAAUCUGGAUUAUAACGCAUUCCUUACAUAA
Molecule: messenger RNA, 1668 nt
Organism: Theileria orientalis strain Shintoku
Lineage: Eukaryota; Apicomplexa; Aconoidasida; Piroplasmida; Theileriidae
Product: Ngp
Exons: 10
Coding region: 1-1668 (555 amino acids)
Cellular component (GO): nucleolus
Molecular function (GO): GTP binding
Source: RefSeq, a predicted model, not a curated record